AUGGAACCUGCGUUGCGAGCCAAGAUGUACUCGACACGCAGAUGGAAGCGGCCGGUGGUGAGAGAUUUGUUGCGGAAAUUCUCCAAACGGAUGAGGAGAGCUAUCAAGCGGAGGAUGAAGGGAGAAAGCAGACGCCAAUGGAUUGAGAGGAAUUUACACGACUCCGAAGUGGGCAUAAUGCUAGAUAUAGUACAAUGUGUGCUAAGCUUUAUAAUGGUGAUUGCCAUGAUAAAGCUCAACUGGAAGACUCCCGACACAAAUUUCACUAUCGGAUACCUCGCCAUCGACACAAUUAAUCUAGUAGCGACGUUAGCGAAUCUUGGUUUAAGGUUUUAUUCCGCAAGCAACCGCAGGAGUUUCUUGCUGCACUGGUUAUCUGUGGUAGAGAUCAUUUGCGUGCUACCGCUUCUGGUCGAGUUUACAACUGGGACAACAGAUUCGAUUCCUCAUACCUACGCAUUUCGCUUGCUAAUGAUGCUGCGAGUUAUGCGGUUACUACAGUUUUACCGCCUUCUACGACUAGCAAAAAGCGCAAAACUCCGGCAAGGUCUGUUGAUCUGUCUGACAACUUUUAGCGUCAUCAUGUGCGGUGGUCUCUUCAUGCAGACCAUCGAAUACUGUGAUCCAGUAUACAAAGGAACACAGAUUUCUGGCGAGACUUGCCAAGAUAUGACUUUCUUAGACGCCAUUUAUUUUGUAUGCAUUACAAUCGCAACAGUUGGAUUCGGAGAUGUUGCGCCGAAAACUAAUUUAGGCAAGGCUUUUGAUGUGGCGAUGAUCUUCUUCGCCGGUGCUUUGAUCCCUAUUCAAAUUAGCGGGUAUUCAUAUAUACUCAGUCGAGAGACAGCAUUUGAUAAAAAGUAUGAACCCGACAAGAGCACACAACACGUCUUACUCUGCGGCGAGGUUGAAAAUGGAGCCUUACUCUUCUUCUUACACAAUUGGCUUCACAAAGACGAAGAACGUCGAACACGUCGAAAAGUAGUGAUCCUGGCGCCCACCUUGCCAACGAAUGAUUUGAGGCGAGUUCUGCUUCAUCCGGACUACGAAGAGCGAGUAAUCUAUCUUCAAGGCUCCGCUAUGGUUGCGGCAGACCUUCAACGUGCCGCAGCUCCGACGGCGGAAUACUGUUUCGUCAUGGUUAAAAAACACAGUGGAACGCUAGAUCAAAACGACACGGCUGCCAACCUGAUCACCUGCUCAGUGCGCAAAAACAAUCGACAUGCACCUUUGCACGUCCAAGUUUCAAAGUUCGAUAACACUCGACAUUUCCACAUUUCCGGAGCCACGGCAGUUAUCUGCUUGGAGCAACUCAAACUGGCAUUUUUCGGCAAAUGUCUGUGGAUUCGAGGAUUCAAUCCUUUCCUCGGAAAUCUCGUUCAUAAAUUCUCCCACACCGAACAGUGCAGAGGAUAUUGGUUGUCAGAUUAUCUAUCAGGAUGUGAGCAAAAGAUAUGUGAAGCUGCUCUGCCUCCAUUUCUACUCAAUAUGCCAUCGUAUCGCGCUCUCGCUGUGCUUUUCUAUCGCGAAUUUGGUGUCCCACUUGUUGGCUUGCGGACCAUUGAGGAUACGACUACUGUGUAUCCCGUUGACGAGCAGCUAUCUGAUGCAAAUUUUCUCAGUGUUUUCUUUAUUGGCCGAGGGAACGACAUCGCCUCAAAGAUUGAGAAGUUGACUCCAGCAAUUUUUGCUCGCCAUCCUGAUAUCGCUCCAGCAUCGUUAGGCAUGAGUGCCAAUCGUAACAUUCGAACAGUGGCAACCAUGCUCACCGCCGCUAUUGAGAACAAAAUUCCAUUUGGACGUCGCGUAUCCGUUGGAUUCGGUCGUGACCGUCGUGUCAGUUCAACUCCAGACAAGGCAAUGGGGAAGAAUUCAAUAAAAAGUCGCUUGAGCAUGUUUUCCGGUCGAGCGAUGGACAAGAUCGCCCCAGUGGACAGAGAGAUCGAUGAACACAGUGAUCCGGAGUCUGUAGUUGAAGAUGACCCAACACAAGCUCCUGUUGAGGAUAACCGCGUGGAUGCCCGACGCUUCUCUCCGAGGCACAUGGACUCAAACCACAUGACAACCGACGAGAAGUACUCGCUAGGAAAUCCAACAGAAACAGCACACACGCCACAGCACAAACCUUCAAAGCCUGUCGUUCCAGUCAUCGCUUUGACUCCUGCCGAGCUCGUAAAAAAGGCUACGACACCUCGUGAUCGGCCGAAAGAUCCGGUCGUUAGACCUUUGUCGAGUCGAAUGCCGUUAAGUGCCAGAAGUGGCAGGAGUACCAUAGACUAUAGCACGCGAGACCAGAGCAUUAGGGAGUCAUUCGUGCGUGCUCCCAGUGAUAAAACAUUGUCUGAACAACCAACAGAGCAGAAACCAGACCCAACGCCAAGUCCCAGUGUGGACGACUUGAUAGCUCAAACGAAUAUAAAGACCGAAGCCACCAUUGCAACUAGCACCGCUACAACCAGUAACGCUCUUGUGGAGGGCCCACGACUCAGCCAUAUCCUCGGAACACGACCGAUUACCGAACAACUCACAGAACGAGAUGAUUAUCACGCUUCGAAUUGGGAGCCUGCUCCUCUCUUACGACCAUCAAUUGCUAUCAGUGGAAACCUUCGAGCGCGUAUUCGUCAUCUGUCGCUUUGCUUUCGUCGCGAUCCACCGCCAGUGACUCUGAGCGAACACUAUGUCGUGUGUGGAACUCCCAGCAACUACGAAGACUUCCUUGCCAACUUAAGCGACCUGAACGAGAAGGUCACUGGUGUCAUCUUCAUUACCCAGCGACAGUUGACGGAGAAAGAUUUCAUGGCACAUCAGCUGCACGAGCGCUUGUAUUUCGUUCGUGGAUCUCCACUCAGUAUGCACGUGUUCCACACAGCUCGCAUGAUCCACGCGCGAAGUAUCUUGAUCAUGUCGUACUGCGGGAUGGAGAACACUAGCAGUAUGGACCUUGAGAAUGAUCUGGAGAGUAUGGACGAGAAUAUGGCAGACGUCGACGCCAUCACUACGCACCGCUUUAUCACUGAGGCGCUGCAGAACGAAGCUUCUCGACUGGAGAGGAACGGGAUCAAUGAAAAGAGAUCGAUGCCAUUCAUCGUCGCUGAGAUGAUUCGUCCUAGUAAUGUCAAGUUUCUCAUCGACCGGAAUGGCUCUCUAUUCGACGCAAAGGCAGCAGCGAAUGAGCCACGCCAACGUGAUCUGCUCAAGGAUGUCAAGUUCCUCGACAGCUCGUUUUUCAGUCCGCUGUACGCGUCGGGUCACAUUUACUUCUCCAAUUUCAUGGAUGCACUUAUGGGGUCUUGCUCAAACCAGCAACUCAUGAUCGAGAUGGUGACGCAACUUGUCAUCAGUGGGAAUAUGAGCAUGAAGAUGCCGAACCGAGUGCAGAGAUCGCGACACCGAUUGACGCAGAUGCCAGCGCCAGAGCGAUAUCACUUUCGCCCUUAUGCGCUGCUCGUAGAAGGGCUGCUUCACAACGAGGACACCAUGACGUUGGGCAUUUAUCGCAGUGCCAGCACUUCAACCUCUCCACAGCAUGUACUCACGAACCCACCAGGUGAUGAGCUUAUCACCCCACAAGACUUGCUCUUCGUGAUCAAAUGACUCGGUUUAUAGAGUUAUAGAGCAAAAUUCCUGACGACCAACAGCAAUGAGAGCGUCGCCUGAUGGUGCCCAUUGAAGACCCAGAGCUUGAAACGAUUCUGUCAGGAAAUGAAGCUGUAUAUCAGCAAGAGGGAAGCUAUGAACACUGUCGAUACAACGUACCAGUGGGUAUAUUGAUCCACGAGAUGCCUUCUGUACUCCAAAGGUGGACACGAUUCUCCCCCGACGUGAUCGCGAGGCGAGAGUGCACUGGGUCCCAUCGCAAGCUCCGGACAGAUUCGAGCAGCGAUACAACUGAGUGCAGCGUCAGACUUUCUGUGCGCCAGAUCCACACAUUGUACGGCAUCUGGUCGCUUUUGGUAGCUAUAAACGCAGAAUCGGCACUCCACACUACUCGGCUAAUACCAAUCUUUGGGUUUUCUGUUCUACAAACCGAAACAUUUGAAAUGAGUUUCAGAUAAAACAGCACACCACGCCUGUUAAAUACACUUACAAUGGAUCGGAGGCAAUUGUGCGAACAGAAAAUGGUGGUUCCCGCGUCACGAAGCAAACAUCGCGAGACUUUUUGCCACCUGCAGCUUGAGCGGCCGCUGAAGCGGCUUGCAAUGAGUUCGACAACAGAGAAGAGCUUCGCUGUAUUACUGCCACCCGUUUGCCUUGCGGUCGAUCCAUGACAUUGGCAUCCGCGUAGUUCUCUUCGUAUUCGAUCUGCACAAGAGAUACAUUAGUAAGGCGUUUGCAACAUGUUCAGCCUCUGUAGUACACUCUCACCGCUGCGUGGCUCGUAUGAGAUUUCGUGACGGCGAUACUUUCGUGAUCGAAGUCCACGACAGGCUUCCAAUUGAUGUGACUCAGCACACGCAGAUGCUCAUCGUAGCUUCCAAGCGCCAAGAACUGGCCUGACGUCGACCACGUCAUCGUUUUCAAUCCCAGCGCAUUCUCAUAAGCCUAGAAUGAAGAAGAAAUACAAAAAUGUCAAUACAAAACCC
Messenger RNA from Phytophthora nicotianae INRA-310, 4583 nucleotides. RefSeq lists its product as hypothetical. Gene Ontology annotation, biological process: potassium ion transport. The coding region runs from base 1 to 3594 and encodes 1197 amino acids. Gene Ontology annotation, cellular component: membrane. NCBI's taxonomy places the organism in Eukaryota, Oomycota, Peronosporomycetes, Peronosporales, Peronosporaceae. The record is from RefSeq and is a predicted model, not a curated record. The transcript is spliced from 9 exons.